Molecule: messenger RNA, 2614 nt
Organism: Nerophis ophidion (straightnose pipefish)
Lineage: Eukaryota; Metazoa; Chordata; Actinopteri; Syngnathiformes; Syngnathidae
Product: protein SPO16 homolog
Exons: 5
Coding region: 233-742 (169 amino acids)
Biological process (GO): synaptonemal complex assembly; reciprocal meiotic recombination
Cellular component (GO): chromosome
Source: RefSeq, a predicted model, not a curated record
GACAAAUUAUCAAGCGUUGACGAGUCCGCGGCUACAAAAAGGUUGGAGACCAGUGCUCUACAGGACACACUUUCAUGUAAAAGUAUAGCAAGUAUAAAAGUGUAGUAAAGUGACAUUAGUAAAAGUAUAGCAAGUAGUAAAGUGACGCAUUUGGCGCCUAAUGUUGGCUGUGAGUUGACAUGCCCAAAUAUGGGUGCGUGUCGUUAGGUAGUUAGCUACUUAGCUGUAGUUGAUGUUGGCACAGAAGAAGACUGAAGUUGUCUGUGAAAGAAGAAGCUUUCAAGUGUUGUGGGCGAUGGAAGACAGCGUGUGGACAACCACCAUCAUCAUCAGCACGUCACUGCAGAGCCACGACACGCUCAGCAUGCUCAGAGCUCAGCAGCACAGAAUCCGACUGUCAGACGGCGUCGAGCGUGGAAUCUUCAUUUUUCCUCUCGCUGGUGUUGCGUUCAUGCUGGUGGAGCCUCAGCAUUUGCCUGAAAAUUUGGAAGAGUCAGGACUUAUUGAGCAAAUAAAGAAGUUUGCGCAGGUCCAUCGGAAUUGCUUUGUGCUGCUGUAUGCUCCUUUCAAUGGGAAGAGGGAAACAGAAACACUGUCUCUCAUUCAGCAAAGCUUCUUCGGCAGCAACCCCAGGGUCUUGCCUGUGCGAAACAACACAGAGAUUCUCAAAGGAAUGCUGACCAUUGCAAAGUGUCCCAAAAGAAGGAGGCGGCUCAAUGAGGGGGUUAGGAGACUUUUCUGACCUGAAAUUGUUUCCUACCUGCUUUACGUGGUAGAAGCUCUUCAGUUCCAGCAGGUUGACUGCCAAGCUGUUGUCGUGCACUCUCUCCAAGCAUCUUUCAAACAGUGCCUAGUGGAGAAAGUGUUACAGCCUUCCAAUGGUUCAAUCCAAUCUUCCUUCUGCACCUUCUUACCAGUCCUUUGAGCAAAUGUGACUCCCUUUUGCUGCCAACACAUACAACAUCAGGCCAUACAUAUACUUUCAAAUGCAGAAUUGUGUCACUCCUCUUUGGAGGAAGCAGCAUACCUGCUAAGCAGCUGAUGGAUGUAUUCCACGUUGCACUGAAGAAUAAAUUCUGGGCUGAGAACAAAAGCAAGGAUCAGCCCUACUGUAAAGCCAGUGCCUAAUGCUUCUGUUGCAUCAUUUGAUGGACUCGAUGUUUGGAUUUGGGAAUGUCACCUGAGCACUGUCGGGAUGCAUUCCAUGGCCAGGAGCCUGACAAACAGAAGAUACGCCAGACAGCCUUUGGACUCUGCUAACUGACUUUUGUCCAUCUGGAUGUUUCUCUGUUUUGUGCUGAAGAAGAGGAGCUCUGUGAUGGAUUGAUUGAUGGCCUCUAGAGUGACCUGGAGGAGGACAUGGUGUGAUCACUCUUUCUCCUGCCUUGUGUUAUUUGAUGUGUAUCUCACCAUGAUGUGUGAUGCAAAGAGCCACAAGGGGGAGUCUCUUUGUGGAGUCAGUUCAGCUUCAAGCAAAGGUUCCCUGAGGCUCCUAAUGCAGCUGCAUUAAAAUCAACAUAUCAUCAAUGGCAGCUUGCCAAAGGAUGCUGACGUUUCAAAUACAAACAUUUAUUUCAUUGUAUUAGAGCUACAUUAUAUAUAAAGCCUGUACAAAAACAAAAGCUUAUAAAAGAAACGUCCCGAUCCGAUAUUAGCAAAAAAACAAAAAUGCUUUUAACGUUUCUGGAUCCACAUUUCCUCCAUUGAGCACACAACUUUGGUCUGUUCUUGUAUUUAAGUCAAGUCAGUUACAUAAAGGUAACCCUGUAGGCCAGGGGUGCCCAUUACGUCGAUCUCGGAGGGUGUGUCAGUCGAUCUCAAGCCAGGCAUUAAAAAAUAGACAUAAAAAUGAGCAAUCAUCAAUCAUACCAAGACUUCACUUUGGUCAGUUGUUUGACAUUCUCGGCACCCGAGGAUCUUGUGAGAUGACGCUGGCUGCUGCAAGCUCAUAUUUAAGAAAAAAAUCACUAACAGGGCGGACGCAGAGAAACACAUUUUAUUUCUAGAGACUCCGUACCUACUGUCAAAACUCUAAAGACCGACUGCACAGUUCCUGUCUUCACCAUAAAAGACCUGUUUCAUCCUGCCUGUGCUAACAAAAUAAGAGUCUCAGAAAGCUAGCGUGCACAAGCUAGCAAGCUACGGAGUUUGAUGCCAAUGUAUUUCUCCCCCGCCCUCAGCGACCGCUUUCUCACUUGCUUGCCCACCCGCACACUCACUGACGUCACUCACCUGCUGCCAGACAUUAAAGGGCCACACACAUAUGCUACUCUCAUAACAAAAUGUUUAAAAAGGAGUAUGCAAGUUGGACAAAUGAGAUGCCAAAUCCAACCACUUUCAUGUGGUAUUGGACAGAAAGGAGGACUUUUUUUUUCCUCCAUUUGAAAAUGCGUACGUUAUCAGCACCACUGUCUAAUUCCAAUCAAUGCAAGUCAUCAGAAUCAAAUACACCAACUUAUAUUCUUGUCUUCAUGAAAGAAAGGAAUCUAUGUGUGUUAAACAUGCUUGUAUUAUCAUUAAACACCAUUAACUUGUUAACAAAAAUGUCUCUUUCAUAAAUAAAUAAAUAUAAAUUAUAAAUAGGAAUGAGGUAGAUCUCCUCGACUUGGUCAAU